CUCUGCACACAGCCGUUUAAAGUCGCUGUUGCAAUUUUAAGCGGAUUCUUGUUCACAUGGAGAAUCGCUGAAGCGAACAGCUGAUCGGCCUAAGCACACCGUAUCCGAAAAGAGCGGACAUGCAAAUUAAGUUUCUCCGAAAAAAAUGAUAGCAACGCAAAACUAAAUACAAUUUUGACGAUUUCUUUACCAUUAGAAAAUUGAUCAACAAUUAGAUUCCAAUUUAUUCAUUCAUUUAUUCAUCCAUUUAUUAGGCAACAACUUUGGAAGAAUAAUGCUUCCUCAAUGGCUUUUUCUUUAGAUAAAUAAUGUACGUUUUGGUGCAACAGAUUCCCGGUCUUGCCAAGAAGGACAUAAGCUGGACAUUGGUCAUUCCCUUAAAAAAGCGUGACAAUAUAUUUUUUAGUGCCUAGUACUCACAUCGACAAAAACCGAUGGCUAACCAUAAGUGUAAGCGAGAAGCCAAUAACGCUUUUCGUCGGGUCUGUUUUUCAGCGCGGUACUGAGAUGAGCUAAUUAAAUACCAUAAAAAUAUCAGAAUUUGCGAAUGAAUUUAGAGGAACGCCGUUCGCCGCGGUCCAAAGAAUAUGUUGAUUGAGUGGUCCAUUCUGCUUCCUGCGGUGUUCAUGCAAAAGCGGUGUGGAAACUAAAAAUUUAAGAUGGAAGAAAGACCCCGAAAACGCCUGCAAGAGGAAGCAAUACCACAACAGGGCGAAUCCGCAGAAUAUUUUAAGUGCUGGAGGAGAUCCAGUAGAGAAUCCCAGUGGGAAGGAACAUUCCGAGUGGGACUUCGCUCUCUACAUGGACAUCCUGCCGGGCGUGUCCUCGGUAAGAAACUCUCCACAGCUUGGCAGCUAGUGCGGAGCUGGAGGUCGCGUUGGAUUCUAUGGCGUGGAGGGUAAAAGGAUGCCUGCUGAGGGACAUCUGGAGCCACUUCCUGCAGCAUCAGCGUAACAACCCCGUUUCCAAAACGACUCCCACUUCCUCAAGGUCCAAUAUGCCUAUUGGGACUGGACUCGACUGCAUGUGACUCGGGUAAGAUUUCAAAGCAUCCG
Drosophila subpulchrella is the source of this 1055-nucleotide messenger RNA. RefSeq lists its product as uncharacterized. NCBI's taxonomy places the organism in Eukaryota, Metazoa, Arthropoda, Insecta, Diptera, Drosophilidae. The transcript is spliced from 3 exons. The record is from RefSeq and is a predicted model, not a curated record. Bases 660 to 902 code for a protein of 80 amino acids.